Aethalodelphis obliquidens (Pacific white-sided dolphin) is the source of this 1275-nucleotide messenger RNA. Its product is annotated as zinc finger protein OZF-like. Gene Ontology annotation, cellular component: nucleus. The record is from RefSeq and is a predicted model, not a curated record. NCBI's taxonomy places the organism in Eukaryota, Metazoa, Chordata, Mammalia, Artiodactyla, Delphinidae. Gene Ontology annotation, biological process: regulation of transcription by RNA polymerase II; embryo development. Gene Ontology annotation, molecular function: DNA-binding transcription factor activity, RNA polymerase II-specific; RNA polymerase II transcription regulatory region sequence-specific DNA binding.
AUGGCUCUGCUAAUGCAGAGUGAGCAGGGAGCCUUCCAGAUUCCUCAGCUUUGCUUUCCUCCUGGUGUAAGCUCAGUAAAAAUUGCUUUGAGACUGCUUGUCACCAACCUGGUUUUCAGAGGUAGUAAAGAUUGUGGAGAUGUUGGUAAUGGGGUACUAGAGGAAUUUUCUUUGAACUUUGGGCCAAGAAGAUACUACCUGGCUCAUGGAGUAGAAGCUGAGGAGGCCGUUUCUGAACAAUGUGUUUCUGUAGAACAAGUGACAGAAGACAGGAAUCCAAAGCUGGAGCCAGCUAUCCUGAAGCCUCUGUCUUCUGAUACAAGCGUCCUGGUGGAGAAAGAUGUUUUGUACUUGGCUGACAAUAUGUUAAUGUGCAGAGAGGUUGAGAAGGCUUUCCUAGGCAGCUUAGGCUUUCCCCAGCACCAGCCCUCCCAUGAUGGAGAGCAUCCACGUAGAAGCAGGCAGAGAAGGGAGGUCUCUCACCCUGGGCAAGAGCAUCACAAGUGCAGUGAAUGUGGCAAAGCCUUCAGUAAAAAGUUUAAAUUCACAGAGCACCUGAGAGUUCACACUGGAGAAAAACCUUAUGAGUGCAGUGACUGUGGGAAGUUCUUUAGACACAGCUCCAGUCUUAUUCAUCAUCAGAAAGUUCACACAGGAGAAAGACCAUAUGAGUGUAAUGAAUGUGGGAAAGCCUUCCUUCGCAAGGAUUCACUUGUUCAGCACCAAAAAAUCCACACUGGAGAAAAUCCUCAUAAAUGUGGUGAAUGUGGAAAGUGCUUCCUGAACAAAAAUAACCUUCUUGUGCACCAGAGGGUCCACAGUGGAGAAAGGCCUUAUGGGUGUAGCAAAUGUGGAAAGUCCUUUGUCUUCAAAAAAAAGCUUCUUUAUCACCAGCGAAUCCACACUGGAGAAAGGCCUUACAUGUGCAGUGAAUGUGGGAAAGCCUAUGUCUACAAAGGAAGUCUUAUUAAUCACCAGAGAAUCCAUACUGGAGAAAGACCCUAUAAGUGUAAUGAACGUGAGAAAGCCUUCAUGCGCAAGUAUACACUUGUUCAGCACCAAAAAGUCCACACUGGAGUAAAGCCUUUUAAAUGCAGUGAAUGUGGGAAGCCCUUCACUUACAAAACAAGUCUUGUUGUCCAUCAGAGAAUCCACACUAGAGAAAGGCCUUAUAUGUGCAGUGAAUGUGGGGAAGUCUUUGUCUACAGAAGAAGUCUUGUUGUCCAUCAGAGAAUCCACACUAGAGAAAAGCCUUAUGUAUGUACUUCUUUGUAG